Molecule: messenger RNA, 940 nt
Organism: Prunus mume (Japanese apricot)
Lineage: Eukaryota; Viridiplantae; Streptophyta; Magnoliopsida; Rosales; Rosaceae
Source: RefSeq, a predicted model, not a curated record
AUGCCUUCGAGAUCAUGGUUCCGAAGGGCAUCCGAGCGUGAGGUGGUUAUGGGAUUGAUUAUAGCUAAUGUUGCCGUGUUUAUUUUAUGGAGGAUUGCAGAUGAUAGCUUCAUGGAGAAGAAUUUUACCAUUUCAUUAGACAAUUUUACAAGUGGACGUUUGCACACAUUGAUAACUUGUGCAUUCAGUCAUAUCGAUGCUGGGCAUAUCACUUCGAACAUGCUUGGACUAUAUGUUUAUGGGAUGCAUAUUGGAAGAAAUUUUGGGCCCGAAUUUUUUUUAAAGUUGUAUCUAGCUGGGGCUGUUGGUGGCUCGGUCUUCUUCUUGGUGCACAAAGCCUACCUGGCUGCGAACUGAUACCCAGGCGGACAACCAAUGAAGAAGGACCCAUCAAAGAUACCGGGACUGGGCGCAAGUGGGGCGGUUACUGCGAUCAUGUUGCUUGAUAUAUUCCUCUUCCCAAAAUCUACCAUCUACAUGGAGUUUAUCAUACCAGUUCCUGCCAUGCUGAUGGGGAUCUAUAUAAUUGCGAAAGAUCUCAUGAGGAUAAUACUGGGAGACCAACAUAUCUCAGGAUCUGCGCACUUGGGGGGUGCUGCAGUUGCAGCCAUAGCCUGGGCUCGAAUUCGGAGGGGACGUUUCUGAACUUUGUACCAGCUCUGCAGAUUUCAUACCAACAACAUUAGGAAACUAUGCUAAUUAACUAUCAGUCAGUGCCUUCCAGUUGGUUGUUCUCCUGGUUGAAAUUAGCUUAUCAUCCAUUGAUUUGAUACAGACUUCAUAACUGUCCUAAUCCCCAUCUUAAUGUGAAAUUCUGAUGAUUCAAAAUCAAACACAUUUAAGGAUCGUUCUUUUGUUGAGGGAACUCUCUGGUAUGUGAGUCAGAACUCAACAAGCUAUCUUUGUAGUAGUGACUCUGUGGUAUGUUGUAGAUGUUUGU